AUGUGCAUCUUAUUACUCACAACUAGACAUCCGGAUUACCCGCUAAUAUUACUUUCAAACAGAGAUGAAUUCUUUAGAAGACCAACGAAACCAGCUCAUUUUAGAGAGCUAGCCAGCGGAACAAAAAUAUUAUCACCUUUAGAUUUAGGAAGACCCGAACGUGGAACAUGGAUAGGGGUCACUACUUCAGGGAGACUAGCUGUCCUAGUAAACUACAGGGAAGAUGAUCAUUCUAGUAAGUUGGCUUAA
Messenger RNA from Priceomyces carsonii, 249 nucleotides. RefSeq lists its product as uncharacterized. The record is from RefSeq and is a predicted model, not a curated record. NCBI's taxonomy places the organism in Eukaryota, Fungi, Ascomycota, Pichiomycetes, Serinales, Debaryomycetaceae. Gene Ontology annotation, biological process: protein secretion; Golgi organization. Gene Ontology annotation, cellular component: Golgi apparatus. The coding region runs from base 1 to 249 and encodes 82 amino acids. The transcript has a single exon.